Aphidius gifuensis is the source of this 1693-nucleotide messenger RNA. RefSeq names its product hsp90 co-chaperone Cdc37 (gene Cdc37). The transcript is spliced from 5 exons. The record is from RefSeq and is a predicted model, not a curated record. Gene Ontology annotation, molecular function: heat shock protein binding; protein-folding chaperone binding; protein kinase binding. Gene Ontology annotation, cellular component: cytoplasm. Gene Ontology annotation, biological process: protein stabilization; protein folding. Bases 205 to 1311 code for a protein of 368 amino acids. NCBI's taxonomy places the organism in Eukaryota, Metazoa, Arthropoda, Insecta, Hymenoptera, Braconidae.
CACACACAAAGUAUUAAAUACAAUUAAAUAUAUGCAAAAAAGAGCAACAAAAGUCAAACUUUUCUUGGAAAUUUGGAAAUUCAUUGCAGCAUCUAAAAUCAUUAAAAUUAAACAAUAAAUAAAGUAUAAUUGUGAAAAAUUAAUUGUUGUCAAUUGACGGAAUAAAUUAUUGUAAAAUUUAAAAAUAAAUAAUAAUUUUUCAUAAUGGUUGAUUACAGCAAGUGGAAAGACAUAGAAAUAUCAGAUGAUGAAGAUGAUACUCAUCCAAAUAUUGAUACACCAUCAUUAUUUCGUUGGCGUCAUCAGGCCAGAGUUGAACGAAUGGAAGAACAAAAGAGAGAGAAAGCUGAAUUAGAGAAAAAAAAAGAAGAAACGGCUAAAAAACUCAAAGAAGCAAAAGAAAAAUUGGAAACUAUUGAGAAAGAAAAAACUGAUACAAAAAAUGUUGGUGAAUUGAAAAAAGCACUUCAAGAAUUAGAGCUAGAAGAAGAAAAAGUCAAAGAAAAAGAAGCUGAAUUAAACAAAAAAGAAGUUAUGGCACCUUGGAAUGUUGAUACAAUUGCACAACCAGGUUUUGCUAAAACAGUUAUAAAUGUAAAGCCCAAAAGACAAGAUGAUUCAGAACUAAGUGAAGAUGCAAAGGAGGAAAAAAUGAGAGAAUUUGUCAAAGCAAAUGAAAAAAAAUUAAAACAAUUUGGUAUGCUUAGAAGAUAUGAUGAUAGCAAGAAAUUUUUAACUGAAAAUCCACAUCUAGUUGGUGAAAAUACAGCAAAUUAUCUUGUUAUCUGGUGUAUCAAUUUACAAAUGGAAGAUAAAAGUGAGCUGAUGAAUCAUGUUGCUCAUCAGUGUAUUUGCAUGCAAUAUAUACUUGAACUAUCUAAGCAUCUUGAUGUUGAUCCUCGAGCAUGUGUUAGUUCAUUUUUCACGCGAAUUCAAGUUGCUGAUGCUGACUAUAAAAAAUCAUUUGAUGAUGAGCUGAUUGCAUUUAGAGAAAGAAUUCGUAAACGAGCUGCUGAAAAACUUGAAAUUGCAAUUCAAGAAGCUGAAGAAGAAGAAAAACAAGCACGAUUGGGUCCUGGUGGCCUUGAUCCAGUUGAAGUUUUUGAAAGUUUACCAGAGGCACUUCAAAAAUGCUUUGAAGCACAAGACAUUCCGCUUUUACAAAAAACUGUUUCUGAAAUGCCAGAAGAUGAAGCUAAAUAUCACAUAAAAAGGUGUGUUGAUAGUGGUCUCUGGGUACCAGAAGCCAAAGGCAAGAAAGAAGAAUCAUCAACUGAAACUAUUGAUCCAGAAGAAUCUGUCAAUGUUUAAAUAAUUAACUAAAAAUCAUGAUGCCACCUUAUUAAUUUGGAAUUUCUAAUUAUAAAUAAAUUUACCAUGAUUUUUAUUGUUCAUCAAUCAAUUAUUACAAUUUGUAUAAAAUAAAAAAUAAAAACCCAAUGAAUAAAUAAUACUUUGUUUGUUAUCACUUGAGGUGUUGAUAAAAAAAAAAAACAGAAUGUAUUUUUUUCAAUUAUUAUUUUAAACUUUAUACUUGAACUCAAUUAAUAAUAAUAUUUUUAUUUACUUUGGCUUUUUAAAAAAAAAACAAUAUUGAAUAUUAUUUUAUAAAUUAAAAUGAUAAUUAAUUUUACUCUAAUAUUUGUUGUUUAAAUAAAAAUAAUAUUUCUAAUUAUUUACCUAUAUAAAAAAA